AUGGCGCAGCCCAGACUGAGCCAACGCGAGGUAUUUUCGCGACUGGCUGCGUCCGGCGGCAUGUGUGGCCCAAAGCGUCACCGCACUUCAAAUCUCCAGCGCUCUCUCUCCCUCCAGGAGCAGAACCAGCGUGUGACGCAGAUCCAAGGCGCUAGCCGCGGCCACGGCGCCGAAGUUAUGAGGUAG
Pseudogymnoascus destructans is the source of this 186-nucleotide messenger RNA. RefSeq lists its product as uncharacterized. Bases 1 to 186 code for a protein of 61 amino acids. The transcript has 2 exons. The record is from RefSeq and is a predicted model, not a curated record. NCBI's taxonomy places the organism in Eukaryota, Fungi, Ascomycota, Leotiomycetes, Thelebolales, Thelebolaceae.